This is a messenger RNA of Cryptotermes secundus, 3937 nucleotides long. Its product is annotated as cytosolic carboxypeptidase 2. NCBI's taxonomy places the organism in Eukaryota, Metazoa, Arthropoda, Insecta, Blattodea, Kalotermitidae. The transcript has 18 exons. The record is from RefSeq and is a predicted model, not a curated record. Gene Ontology annotation, biological process: proteolysis. Gene Ontology annotation, molecular function: metallocarboxypeptidase activity; zinc ion binding. The coding region runs from base 223 to 3504 and encodes 1093 amino acids.
GAUCAAGAUGAUCGAGGGCGGUUUUGUUUAAUCACGGGUAUUUGGUGAUUCUCGCUUGGAGCGGCUAGGAGUAUGUGUGCUCAGGCUGUUGUGGUUAGCGUUGCACUAGCGUUUUGUUAGUGUUGGUUGUGUUCGUUGACUGUGAUUAGGUAUUUUAAGCGGGACAUCGAAAACGAAAGAUAUACUGAUUGCUAUUGCAUGAGUUGUGGCUGCUGAUGCUACAUGCCAUCCGACUGCCCUGUGGUCAGUUUUGUAUUUGUGAAACCCAUCCCCAUGUCCAGACUGUCUGGUAUAGUUGCAGGUAGCUAUCUGAGCAGUUUCCUGCAGAAUACAAUUAAGACAAACCAAGUGGAAAUCAACACAGACAAUAGAACACUGAGACCAAUAGCAAAAUUAAAGGAACCAAGAGAUCUGUUUGCCUUGCCCAAAGAAUUGGAUUGUCCCCAGCAAGCAGCUCGGUGGCCUGCAGAGUGCCAGGUCCUAGAAGAACGGGUGAAGCAUGUAGACACCACAUUAUCAACACCAGAAGAGUAUUAUCAACCUACUGGUCGUGAAGUACAACCGAAGCCAGUGGGAGAAGAGGCAGGUCAAGUUGUAUUUCAGUACUACCCUGUCAGUGCUGUCAACUAUUUUAGCCGCUCAAGUGUUGGAGGCAGUAAAUACUUCCUGGAUUCAUGCCCAUGUGGUGAUAAAGUAGAUGGUCUGCGGUUUGAAUCCCGCUUUGAAUCUGGGAAUCUUGCCAAGGUUGUGAAGAUAACAGACAACUAUUACGAACUGUAUCUUCGCACAGACAUGUAUACCAAUAGACACAUGCAGUGGUAUUACUUCCGAGUUGAAAAUACAAAAAGGCAUGUGCUUUAUAGAUUUUCUUUUGUGAACAUGUGCAAAGCAGAGAGUUUGUAUAGCGUUGGCAUGAGACCAUUGCUUUACUCAUCUAAAGAUGUUCAGUUGAAUGGCAUUGGUUGGAGAAGAUGUGGAGGCAAUAUUGCAUACUAUAGGAACGAUGCAUUGCCUGGUGAAGAGGACCAGCUUCCUAGUUACACUUUAACUUUCAAUAUUGAAUUUCCCCAUGACAAUGAUCAAGUGUACCUGGCACACUGCUACCCGUACACAUACACUGAUCUGCAGGAUUACCUCGGUCAGCUUCAGAACCAUCCAGUGAAGUCAACUUACAGUAAGCUUCGCCUCCUUUGUCGCUCACUGGCAGGGAACAAUGUAUACUACCUGACAGUGACAGCACCGUCACUUCAAGAUGAAGCCAAGAAGAAGAAGGCAAUAGUUGUCACAGCCCGUGUCCACCCUGGUGAGACUCCUGCUUCAUGGAUGAUGAAAGGUUUCAUGGAUUUCCUUACAGGAGAUAGCUUACAGGCAAGAGAGCUGCGGGACAAGUUCAUCUUCAAGCUGGUGCCAAUGUUGAACCCUGACGGAGUGAUAGUUGGCAAUAACCGCUGUUCUCUGACAGGACGUGAUUUGAACAGACAAUACCGCACUGUCAUCAGGGAAACUUACCCGCCUGUGUGGCACACAAAGCUGAUGAUCCGCAGGUUAAUGGAAGAAUGUGGAAUUGAGAUGUACUGUGACCUGCAUGCCCAUUCACGCAAACACAAUAUCUUUAUUUAUGGGUGUGAAACUCGGCGAUCUCUAGAUCGCCGCCUUCAAGAACAGGUGUUCCCGCUGAUGUUGCACAAGAAUGCUGCUGACAAGUUCUCAUUUGAGAACUGUAAAUUUAGAAUACAACGCUGUAAAGAAGGUACAGGUCGAGUGGUUGUGUGGAUGAUGGGUGUUGCAAACAGUUACACAAUGGAAGCAUCAUUUGGAGGGUCAGAUGUUGGAGGACGUGCUGGCACACACUUUACUAUACAGGACUAUGAGCAGAUGGGACGCCAUUUCUGUGAGACACUCCUUGAUUUCUGUGAUGAAGAUCCAAGCAAGGAGAGACUUCGUUGUAAGAUUAUUAACAGACUGGUUCAAGAAGGGUCCAGUGCUGAUGAACCGACAAAUAUCAACCUCUCAGACUAUUCCAGUGAUGUGGGUGACACAAGCAGUUCAUCUGAAGAGGAAGGGGCUGGCAUGGGGAGUGUACCAGGAACAGAAGAAUGCUGUUUACCAUUGCAUGUACCACCUUCUUCCCCUAUUUCGCCUAGAAGAGAGCAUCAGAAAACUGGCAUACCACCAGGGAACAUGCCAGAACGUGCAUCAGUUGCUCCAGCAGCUCUGGAUUGGAGUCCCUCACCUCAGCGAACUCGACCCACUCUUAUGGUACAUAGAGCUACUAUUGACUUGGGAACAGAUCCUGGCAGUGACCUUGAUGAUCUGGCUACAGAUUCUGGAGAUGGCAGUUCAUCGUGGCGUCAUCGUAGUAGAAGUCGUACAAAAGCUGAUGUUUCUCCUGGAAGGGUGUCAACAGAUAAGUGCAUUGUUUGUGGUGAUAUGCCUCCGGAACUGAUUGUGACCUCGGCACAAGUUCAAGUAAUGAAUAUGGAUGCGAGUGAGGAUAUGCCAGAGAAGCAAGCUGAAGUUGCUGUCACCAGGGAGCCUCAGUAUCAACAGACAGAGAACAUUCGACGACAUAAAUCAACCCAAAUGUCUUUUGGUAUGAACCAAACACGUAAGCUGACCAGUACACGACCAGUGACUGAGGUAACUCAAACUAAGCAAAGAUCGCUCCUGCAAACAAAACUGUGGACAGGCAUUCCUUGCACCUGCCAUGAGCCAAAUGCUCCAACACACUGGAGCGGCCGGGGAGCCGAGGGAUCACUUCUGCAGGCCUGCUCACAGAAACUUUCCAAUCUUCAAAAACAAAAAUGUGACCCAGUGGAUAGAAGCAGAAAACCUAACAAGAAACAAGGAGGAGCCCGCAGACUGCAUAGAGCUUCAGUUUCAGAAACCUCUGCAGGGGAGGACACCAAGAAAAAUGAAGUUAUGGAAAGAGUUAGGAAAAGUGGCAGGAAACAUGACACUCAACAUAAUGGCAUUAGACGAGCACCUAAAGACUCCAGUAAUGACACAUCUCCAGGGGAAGAAGUGGAGACUAAUCUUGCUGAAAUGAAGGAACUGUUGCAGCAGAAAUGCAGACUUCAGAAAUGGAAAACUGUAGCACAUUCAGGUGGCUCAAAAUGUGUCCGUGAAACAGUUAGUAAGUCUGAAUCUUUGCAUCACCAACGGAAAGCACAUCAGCCAGAACCCUCUUCUCAUUCUCGUCAGGACAAGGUUCGCAGGAAACCGAGUCUCAAGUGGAAAUUCUGUCAUGCAGUUGUGUCUAUGGUGGCAGCCAGUGACACUGAUACCAGGAAGACAGUUGGUAGUCCGAUAGGCUCAGCUUCGGUAUCAGAUGUUGAAGACAGUAAGCCAGAAGUAUCAGCAGAAAGAACAAGCAGUGCUAACAGCAAGAAGAAAAAGAAGCGCAAGUCAGCAGUUGGACAAAAGAAAUCACGGCGCAUCUCAUCUGCCUCAGCUGUGCCAUCAAAUUCAGGUAAACAAACCAGUAGUAAAAAGCUGUUAUGAGGCUAACAGUAAUAAUGCUCAGAAAUAAGUUGUGUUCAGAUGUCGUUUGGGAAGGGAUUGAUAAACUAUUUAUUGAAACAUGUGGGUUAUUGUAGACAAAAGCAGUAAACUGUAGUUUGAUGAAUUAUAUUUGUCAGUGCUGGUAUUUCUUCUUUCAAGGAAUAAAUCUCCCUGAUUGGCUGCAUCCAUAGGUAACUUAACCUUGAAAGUGGAAACUUUUUCUCACUGUAUGUACUUAGCAGACAACACACUUUCUCAUUACAUAAUCAUGAUUUUUUAAGGCCACAAGACCAGAACUUUUUUCUCUGCGUGUGACUAAAAUGUUUCUUUACACAUCAGAAAGUGUCGGAGAUAUAGUUGUAAUUGAAUUUUCCCACAUCAAAAGGAUGAUUUUGCUUGCAUUCAUUCAUUCUUUCUUUCGUGCCUCAUAAAA